GCUUGCUGCCGCCAGGUUAUUUAACUUUAGUUUAUUACCAAACUGUUCACUUUAUCCACCGCCUGCCUCUCUGAAAUAAAUAUAUUUUAAUCUCUGCCUUUCCUAAGGUGCUGUUGGCAACAAAAACAGCCGCACACACAUCUAUAACGCCUCUAGUGAGCCGACUAGCCAUUUCAGUUUCCAUAGACUUUCAUAAGAUUAGACAUUAGAUUAAACGCUCUUGGCAGCGACGCGACGUGUUAAACGCUGAAGACAUGAGCCAUAAAAGUAAGAAGCGGAUCAAAGAAGCGAAACGGAGCGCCAGACCCGAGCUGAAGGACUCGAGCGACUGGAUCAAACACGAUUACUGCGAGAGUUUCGAUUUGUCACACCGGACAGUGAAGGACAACGUUGAGCGAGUGGACGCCCAGCGUCUCAGUCCGGAAGAGUUCAUUCAACGCUUUGAGAAACCGUAUAAGCCCGUGGUUCUACUCAACUGCCAGGAGGCAUGGCCUGCGCGGGAAAAAUGGACCUUAGAGCGACUUAAACGCAAAUACCGCAACCAGAAGUUCAAAUGUGGCGAGGAUAACGAUGGCUACUCUGUCAAAAUGAAGAUGAAAUAUUACAUGGAGUAUUUGGAGACCACGCGGGACGACAGCCCCCUCUACAUCUUUGAUAGCAGUUUUGGCGAACAUGCCAAACGGCUUAAGCUUCUGGAAGACUACCAGGUGCCUGUUUUCUUUAGGGACGACCUCUUUCAGUUUGCGGGGGAGAAACGCCGGCCUCCCUACAGGUGGUUUGUGAUGGGUCCUGCCCGCUCUGGAACAGGCAUCCACAUCGACCCGCUCGGCACGAGUGCGUGGAACGCCCUGGUCCAGGGCCACAAAUGCUGGUGCCUGUUCCCCACCCACACGCCCCGCGAGCUAAUCAAGGUGACGCGAGAGGAUGGGGGAAACCAGCAGGACGAGGCCAUCACCUGGUUUAAUGUGAUCUACCCACGCACAAAGCAGUCCACCUGGCCAGCCGAGUUCAGACCGCUGGAGAUUCUGCAGCACCCUGGAGAGACUGUGUUUGUGCCAGGUGGAUGGUGGCAUGUCGUGCUCAACCUGGACACGACCAUUGCUGUGACCCAGAAUUUCGCAAGCACCACAAACUUCCCAAUCGUAUGGCACAAGACUGUGCGGGGACGCCCCAAACUCUCCAGGAAGUGGUACAGGAUUCUGAAGCAGGAGAGGCCGGAUAUUGCUGCUCUGGCAGAUAAAGUCGAUUUGCAGGAGUCCACAGGCAUCGCCUCCGACAGCUCCAGUGACUCCUCCUCCUCUUCCUCCUCCAGCUUCUCUGACUCGGAUUCAGAGGCCGAAUCUGAGGGUGACGUCAUGACCCACCGCAGAAAGAAGAGGAAAACGUGCGGCAUGAUGGUAAACGGGGACAUCACAAGCCAGGAUGACUGCGUGAGCAAAGAGCGCAGUUCGUCCCGGUGACAUCCCACCCCCUUUCACAACAGCAGAGGGGCUGCAGCCAUAAUCGUCUCUUAGACUGAAAAACAUCGCAAUCUCUCUGUCUGUCAGCCUCAGGAGACCCCUGUCCAUUAGAUAAGAGGUUGUCGCUGAAGUCUGGGCACAUGAUAACAUACUCAGCCCCUGACUUAUAUGCCCUAGUGCGCUUUUAGAGAUAAACAUGAACAAAAUAUCCAAACGAUUUGCUUGUUGGAGGGGUUUCGCAUGGAUGAGUGAACAGCUGUGUGGGAAAACAUGGAAAACCCUUCUUCUGUUGCCUUUGCUGUUGUCAAGCUCUGGACAGAAAGCUUGACGUCCCCUCCUGUCCCAGUGCCACGGUCAUCAUGAAUCUGAACAGAUGCCGUUUUUUUAUAUUUUCCUAGGGGUUAUGCUAUGAUUCUUUGCUUUCUGUUGUGAUGUAUCACCACCUAUGUGUAAUGCUGCCUUUAGCUAUUUAAACUAAAAACAGAUUACUUUAUUACUGAUUCUAAACAUACAAUGGAAGUGAAUGGGGCUAGUCCGUAAACAUUAAAAAACACACAGUUUCAAAAGUAUAGCCACAAGACAUAAACACUGUACAUGUUAACAUGAUUUUAGUGUGAUAAGAUCGCUUCUCAGUAUUACAGGGUUUACCGGCGUUGUCGUCAUGACGACAUAGUUGUAAAUUUGGCUAUAACUUCACACAGAAAAUGUUAGUAAGUGAUUUUAUCACACUAAAAUCAUGUUAACACGCAUAUUGUUUACGUCUUGUGGCUAAAAUGUUUACGGAUUGGCCCCAUUCACUUCCAUUGUAAAUGACUAUUUUUUUUAUUAAAAAAGUCAAAAUAAUGUUGAUAACCACAAAUUGCGCUACAAAUGGUGUUGAUUGUGCUUAACCCGAAAUAUUCCUUUAAAGGGAAAGUUCACCCAAAAAUAAAAGAUCUGUCAUUAUUUACUCAUCCGCAUGAUGUUCCAGACUUGUACGACUUUCUUUCUUCUGUGGAACACUAAAAGUGCACUCUUUUCCAUAUAAUUAAGGUGAAUUGGUACUGGGACUAUCAAGCUUCAAAAGAAAAACAAAAUUAAAAAAGAAAAACAAAAGCACCAUUAAAGUACUUCAGAAGAAAUAUGAAAUACUUUGUAUGCUAUAUUUCAAGUCUUCCAAAGCCAUACGAUAACUUUGUGUGAGGAACAGACUGAAAUUUAAGUCCUUAUUCACUGUAAAUCUUGCCUUCUCAAAUCAAAUAUGGUGCCAUAUUUUGACAACAACGUUUAGUCGCAAGACGCGAGAGAAACAAUGGCGCCAAAUGGCAAGUAGUCCAUACAACUUUUGUAUUGUUUCUCAGUCGGUUCCUCACACAAAGCCAUCAAAUGGCUUCAUAGGAUUUGGAAUAUAGCGUACAAAUCAUAUGGGCCACUUUUAUGAUACUUAAAUGGUUCCAGUUGUACGCUUAACAGCCCCAGUCCCCAUUCAUUUAUGGAAAAGAGCUGCCAAGAUACUCUUCAAAAAUUAAAACAUGAGGGUGAGUAAAUUAUAAUGGGAUUUUCAAUUUUGGUUGAACCAUUCAUUUUAUUGGUACCAUUCAAAAUGAUUGCGCGAGUCCAUUUUAGAAUUGAAUUUUGAGUUCAUAAUGCACUUCAGAACAAUCUAAAAGACUAACUUUUGAUUAGAAUGUCCCCUCUUCCUAAAUAACAUUGUAGUUCACCGAUAGCUUUGACGCAUCUUUUUUUUAAUGUUAAAACUGUUAUGAAUGCUCAAUUGCAACACUUUGUAGAUUUCAACAAACAAGUAAGGUGUUGUUGGAUGGUCUUUUCAGACCUGUGGACUCGUCCACCCCUCCAAAAAGUCCCUGAGCAGUGAAUUCAGUGUUUAAAUUGGCACAUGCUUUUCAAACACCUAAAUAAAUGCUGGUAAAGCACCUUUGUGCGCUUCCAUUAGUGUCUGUUCAGUGCAAGUUAAACACUAGAGUACAGUAAUGCUUAUUUAUUCAACCGUUAAGAUACAGUGCAAAUCUGAUUCGUGAAAAUCUGCAAAUAAUUUUUCUUUUCAAAAUAAAAAAUAAAAAUAAUAAACCGUCUUUGUGCACUAAUAUCUUAACUUUUUGACUGAAGGUAAAAACCUCCAAAAAUGGUAACCUGUUAUGACCUAAAUAUGUUUCAGGGCUACAAUAACUAACUGUAAUUUGUGAUGUGUGUGAGUGUAAUGAUCAAUGAGCAAAGGGUUUCUUUUUUUUUUUUUUUUUUCAAGGUAACAGUAUGUCUGAGUGUGUAAAUUACUGUUGAAAUGUUUGUGACAGUGCUUUGUGUGUGUGUAGGCCGGUCUCCUGUAUAAAACACAUCAAGAAGAAAGACGUCUUUAAAAAAAAGUGCCUAUUUUUUUACCUGUUGGUUAUUCAAGCUAUAUUGAGCUCUUAUAUUUCAGUUUCUCAUUUCUCGUCGUUUUUUAGAGCUGUUUGUGAUUACGGUUUUGAAGUAUAAACAUUAAAGAGGUAGUUCACUGAAAUAUUCCAUUAUUUACUCAACUUUUUGUUGUUCCAAACUCAUAUGACGUUCUUUCAUCCAUGGAACACAAAAGGAGGUGUGAGGCCUCAGUCGCCGUUCACUUUCAUUUAAUGCAAAAAGAUGCAAUGAAAGUGAACACUGUUAAGGCCUAACACCUCCUUUUGUGCUGCACAGACAAACGACAUAAAUGAUAACAAUUCUCAUUUUGGGGUGAACUAUCCCUUUAAGGUUUAAUGGACUGUACCCUUUCCUUGUAGCUCAUAAAAUAAGCAGAUUUGAGUGUUCUUAUUUUAUUUGAGUUCUUCAUCACUGGCUCUUUCAUAUGACUCCUUUUAUCUUCUGGGAUUCAUGUGUGGGGGGAGAAAAUGUGACAUCUUGAUGUUGAUAUCAAAACAACCUAAUUAAUAUUGUUAAUU
This is a messenger RNA of Myxocyprinus asiaticus (Chinese sucker), 4372 nucleotides long. RefSeq names its product bifunctional arginine demethylase and lysyl-hydroxylase JMJD6-like. Gene Ontology annotation, biological process: phagocytosis. Gene Ontology annotation, molecular function: histone H4R3 demethylase activity; P-TEFb complex binding. Gene Ontology annotation, cellular component: cytoplasm; nucleus. The transcript is spliced from 6 exons. Lineage: Eukaryota; Metazoa; Chordata; Actinopteri; Cypriniformes; Catostomidae. The coding region runs from base 255 to 1460 and encodes 401 amino acids. The record is from RefSeq and is a predicted model, not a curated record.